Molecule: messenger RNA, 1791 nt
Organism: Aspergillus wentii DTO 134E9
Lineage: Eukaryota; Fungi; Ascomycota; Eurotiomycetes; Eurotiales; Aspergillaceae
Exons: 6
Coding region: 1-1791 (596 amino acids)
Biological process (GO): DNA-templated transcription
Cellular component (GO): nucleus
Molecular function (GO): DNA binding; zinc ion binding
Source: RefSeq, a predicted model, not a curated record
AUGCCAAUCCAAGGUUUGAACUUGGAACCCCGUGAAGACACAAGCGUGUCCCUGGAGCAGAACCAUACGGCGGACAUUAUUGUACCGUCUGUCGCCAGUGAUGAAGAGUUCCGGGUCCUAGGAUACCUUCCCGACUAUCAGAAUAUAUCGAUAGGAUCUCCUGGGCUUGAAGGCUCCAUCGCAAUUUCAAAUAAACCUCAGGGCCCUAUGUCACUUGAAAUGGGAGAUGUUUUGCGUUCGAUUCCCCCCAAACCCUAUGCAGAUGCCCUCGUGCAGAACUUCCUUGAUGAUGUAAAUUAUCACUAUUACUCCCUCUACCCACCGGCAUUCUCGCAGGACUAUGCCGUUUGGUGGGCUGGCAAAUCUAGCGGCCAACCACUUACCCCAGAAUUUACUUGUCUUCUACUACGUGUCUGCGCUUGUUCUUUGGCUUUUCUUGACGCCAAAGCAUGCCAAAAACUCGAGACAGAUCUGGGCGAAUCGACUCGAAGCCUCUCAGAGCGUUACCAUCUUGCUGCUCAGCGACUAAGCAACACCAUACUUCCUGGCCAGGGUGGCUUGAUACAAGUUCAGCAGCUGUUUCUCACGGCAUUCUGGUUCAAGACGGAAGCUCGCUUCAUUGAGUCCUGGCAUGCAUUGAGCUCUACCAUUCAUGAAGCUCAAGAGUUAGGUAUGCACAAGGGGUCCUUCAAAUCUGGUAUAUCCGAGUUUGAUCAGGAGAUGAGGAAGCGAAUAUGGUGCCUUCUAUAUUGUUGGGAUUGGCAAUUUGCUAUAUUCUUAUCCCGGCCGUGUAUCAUUCACAGUGCCUACUGUUCCUUUGAGCUACCGAACAUGCGACUAGAAUGCUCCGAGGAACAAUUGGAAUUACCGUCUCCAAUAACACACGUGCUCUUCCAGGCCCAAUUAGGUCGGGCUUUGUCGCACAUACCCGGGGUUAUUGGGGGGACUGUGCCCUCGGCUCAUGCGGCCACUGUUCAGCAGGAAGUAGAGAAAUGGUUUGCUUCAUUCCCCCCGGCCUAUAGGAUUACGAACCCAGAUUCCCAGUGGGAUACGGAUUACCGCUAUGUAACCUUACAGCGCCACCAACUACAUGCAAUAGGCUACAUGACGAGGCUUAUACCACUAAAAACGUACCUUACCAAGUGCGAAACAGACAUUCCCGAUAAUGAAAAGAUCUUCCAAUCGACUGCUGUCGAGUGCUCUCUCAAAUUGAUGGAAACUUCGCACAAACUGCUGGAAUGCAUACUCCCUGCAAAUGCAAAAUUUCACUAUGCCACAUUUAUGAUAUUUGACACGGCCGCCUUCCUAUGUUCCGCCAUACUCCAUGACAGAAACCGCAAUCUUCCACAACGUGGUGAUGUCAUUGAAACAAUAAGACUGGCCCUCAAUGUAAUAGAAAUGCUUCGUCCUCUCACGAAAACCGCUGCAUUAUGCUAUCCAGUUCUUGCUAAGAUUGCUGCUACCAUUCCCUUACCCUCAGAACGAGUUACGCAGGACUCUAAACCCCCCGAAAGCUCAAACGGAGGAUCGAAAACACCCAGUCAAUCGCGAAAAGACUUGGACGAAUAUCCCGCGAAUGCAGCGAAUAUUGCCGAUGAAGCCAAUUCCCCCGGUCUUUCUGGUGCUGGGAUAUAUGGCCCUAUACCGCUAGAGCUUCCUACAUCGGCGAUGGUACCGCUGCCAACGUCAGGACUUGGUGAUCUUUCAAGUCUAGAUUUGGGCGAGCUAAGUCGGAUUUGGGAUUGGGAAACGCUUGAUCUCGAUUUAUCAUCGAUGCCACCGGCUUUCUAA